Molecule: messenger RNA, 910 nt
Organism: Haliotis rubra (blacklip abalone)
Lineage: Eukaryota; Metazoa; Mollusca; Gastropoda; Lepetellida; Haliotidae
Product: sodium/nucleoside cotransporter 1-like
Exons: 3
Coding region: 1-393 (130 amino acids)
Biological process (GO): nucleoside transmembrane transport
Cellular component (GO): membrane
Molecular function (GO): nucleoside:sodium symporter activity
Source: RefSeq, a predicted model, not a curated record
AUGGGCAUCAAAAUCUUUGCCAAUUCUUUGUUGGAUUUAUGGAGUUUGGCAGGCUGGUCAUCAACAGGAAGGAUCUUGAGCAAUAUCAGCUGGUUCAAUAACGGUACCUGGCAUUGGCAAGAUGGCAAUGUAAUAUUAGACGCAACCAAUGUAACAUUGGUCGGUGGAAUUCUUGAGAAACGUUCUGAGGUGCUUGGUACGUAUGCCUUAUGUGGGCUCAACCACAUAGGGGCAGUUGGUGUUGCCAUGGGAACGCUGAUCGCGCUGUGCCCCGAACGGAGGACCACCAUCACAAAAUAUGUACUGAGGGCAAACAUCACUGGGCAGAUGGCCUGCUUUAUGACAGCAUGCAUCGCAGGUUUGCUGUACGAUGAGGCUUUACAGUCGGCGUGAGCGUCUUUGAAAGUCCAAUGUGUCGUACCUUGAACAAGGAACACAGAACCAGUACAAUGUCCAUGUUUUAUCAUAUUUCUCAAAUUUGGAACACCGCCAUAAACAGAAACUAUAGCUGACAGUGUUUCAGUAUCACGAAUACCAUGUAUACUGUAAACCACUUUUAUAACGAAGACGCCUUUAAAGAAAUACGGUUUCAACAAACUGAAAUGAGUGGUCUUUUUUAGUGUUAUAAGGUAUAACGUGUUAUAAACGCAGCUUACUGUAUUAUGAAUAUAUAGCUUGUAUCAUCAGAGUCGUAAUUAUGUAUUUUGAUAAUCGAUGGUAUUGUAGCUCAGUGAAGAAAUAUUAUAAAGGUAUAUAGUAUUUGAAUAAACCUGGUAUUCUGCGUUACAGAUUCAUUGGUUUGCCAGGCUGGUCAAUAGAAACAAAUGUGUACAUCAGCUCCAACUAAAAUUACCUGGAACGUUACCUUGUAGUUUAUUAUGCCAUAGACAUUAAAUCUGACUUUACGAUA